UUUUUUUAUAUAUAUAUUUGCAAACCUAGUUCAGCUCAGAACUCAUCGCCUUUUGAUUAUACCAUUAAAUGCGUGCAAUAGAAAUACUUGUAUUGUUUAUUUUUGAUAUUCUAAUGCAAUAGUUUUGUGACAGUUUUAAGAUUACACUAAAUAUACAGUGUUUUUUUUCAUGGGAUUACCUAGAAUCCUUUGAAAUUCAGAGCACAUUUUCCCAUCUUCCCGGUCCGUCCUUGCCCCUCUGCCUCACAGGAAACACUCAGUGGGUUUGGUGAUGUCAGUCAAUGGUUUCUGGCUGCCUUCCAGCUCCAUUUCUUCCACGUCUGUUUGCUCUCCGUCACUCCCAGGUCUCGUCUAAUGUGGCUUUCGGUCCGUCAGUCUUUCUGUCUGUUGCUCAGUGACUAAACAAAUGGCUCGAGGCCUAUGACCGCCUCCCUUAGUAAUGGGCCUGGUGUGUCACCUUGCGGUGUCCCCUUCGCAUGCUAUUACCUCCCAAUUUGUCAGCCUCAGAUAGUCUACGUCAUUUUACUGACUGUGCUGGAUGUGCUCUGCUACGGCGCUUUCAUCCUUUCUGUUUAUUUUAGAUCAGAGAUGCUAAAGAAGACAUCCGGAAGAUGCAACACUGGCACGGAGAAAAGAAUCAUGAACAAAAACCAUUAGUUUUACUUUGGCCUUUUGGGGAUGGUUAUUAUAGCUAUAGUAUGUUUUUAAUGACUACAUAUGCUCAUGAGGCUUGAGGAGUGGUCAUACAUUUUACCAAUCUAGCUGCCGGAGGAAGAGCAUGACUUUGCGUUUUGAUUAUAAGCUCCUCUCUUGUGUAAGCUGCAACAGCCCCUCCUCACUAGACAAGUUCACUUUGACUGAAUUCUUCUUCCAUCUCUGCCUCUGACCAUUUCACUUCUUUGGCCUCCCUUCAACCGGAGACAGAACUUCUCAUUUGAGUGUCCCACAAAAGCGUGCUGGUCAUGGCCUGAGCCAGCUAAUGAGGCUGCUGUCCAGCUCCCAUAGUACCGCCAUCUGGCUAAUGAGCUGUCAAUCAGUCCCCAGGGGUCGGCCCUAGCCCAAAACCAAGAGGCGAUCAAUCUCUUCCAGUGUGGACACUCAAUUAUUCCCUUUUGUUAAAACCGUGGGCCCAAGUGACGACUUUUCUUCGGAACAAGGCCUUUUGUGUGAAAAUGGUUCUCUCUCCUUGUGAAAAAGGUGAUGAUUGUGGCAUUAGACUCUUGCGAUUAUAAUUUAUUACUUAAGUCUGCUCCAUAUGUACUCACUUUUACACACUCUGCCUCUUUACUGCAGUGCUCGUAGAUCUUCCUGGAGGUAAUGUUCAAGGCUCUGUGGGUCCUAAUUGGUGCUAUGGGGAUAAAGAAGGAAUCGACUUACGAUGUGAAGGGAUUUGAGUCCAAGGAGUCACGUCAGCGGUCUCUCUUCGAUGUGUGUUUGUUUGUUUUCUUUUGGUGGCUGUGGGCAUCUGGUAGCUGCACGGUUUGACUGGUGAUCACGCACCCUUUUGUUAAGCUGAAGCUAGACUGUUAGCCAUCUGUGCAGACAAACACAGAGCCGGCUGCAGGAUCCUCCCCCUUGUCAAGGUUUUUUUGCAGCCUUUGGUCAGUCUACUCACUGGUGAAUUGGAUAAAUAUUGGCUUGAGACUCUUUUGUGAGCGGCCUCUGUGUGACUCCUUUUAUGAGGCAGUGUGGCAGUGUGGCAGUUGUCAAAGCGUGCAUGUUUGGUUUGUAUUCCACUAGUCCCGCUGCGAACAUGUGGACAUAGGUAGCCAGUGUCGGACCAACUGAUUGUUUCUCACCAUCACUGUGCUUUAGUGAGUGGAAAUCUUUCUUUCUCCUCCACCCUCUGAAAAUCCAGAAGGAAGCACAGCCUAUCUCCCCCUAAUCGAGUGAUCUUAAUCAGAUUCACACAUGCACGCCUGUGUAGAUCCAUCCCAUGUGCUGCCAACCUACACAACGUGUUCAAACCCCCGACAAUCAUUGGACUACAUUUUUUUCAUCACGGCAUCAAAGCUACUCCACCGCAUAGAGUAUCUCAGCUUAGUUCCACUCCAUCCUCACUUUAUCCACUUUCAUUUCUAUUCCCGCGGACGGCGAGAAGCUAGACUCUCAUCGACUGGGGCUCAGAAUCUAGCUCUAAUGUCCUUAUAGCAGUGUCUGACAGUAUGAGGCCAAACUGCACACCAACAAUCCCUCAGCUCUCCCUCGACUCGGACUCAUUUGAAUGAGGCCAAGUCGUGCAUCUGUCACAUGUGUGGAGCCCACCUGAACCGACUCCACUCCUGUCUCUACUGCGUCUUUUUCGGCUGCUUUACGAAGAAACACAUCCACGAGCACGCAAAAAACAAGAGACACAAUCUAGCAAUAGACUUAUUAUACGGUGGGAUAUAUUGUUUUGUGUGUCAAGACUACAUAUACGACAAAGACAUGGAGCAGAUUGCCAAAGAAGAACAGAGGAAAUCCUGGAAAUUGCAAGGCAUCGGGGAGAAAUACACAACGUGGGAGCCGACCAAGAGGGAGCUAGAAUUAUUACGACACAAUCCAAAGCGGAGGAAAAUCACUACAAACUGCACCAUAGGUUUACGAGGGUUAAUAAACCUGGGCAACACAUGUUUCAUGAACUGCAUUGUUCAGGCCCUAACACACACACCGCUGCUGCGAGACUUCUUUCUCUCCGACAGACACAAGUGCGAGAUGCAAUCAAACUCCUGUCUGGUGUGUGAGAUGUCGCAGCUCUUUCAGGAGUUCUACUCGGGCCACCGUUCGCCCCACAUUCCCUUCCGGCUGCUGCACCUGGUGUGGACUCACGCGCGUCACCUCGCAGGCUACGAGCAGCAAGACGCCCACGAGUUCCUCAUCGCAGCAUUGGAUGUACUACACAGGCACUGCAAAGGGGACACCAUCAGAGACGACAACGGCAAGAAGGCCAACAAUCCAAACCACUGUAACUGCAUCAUUGACCAAAUCUUCACCGGGGGCCUGCAAUCAGAUGUUACCUGUCAAGUUUGCCAUGGUGUGUCCACAACGAUAGAUCCAUUCUGGGACAUCAGUCUGGACCUUCCUGGCUCAUCCACGCCUUUCUGGCCCCUCAGCCCCGGAGGUGAUGGCAGCACAGUGAACGGAGAGAGCCACCUGUCGGGGUCCACCACUCUCACAGACUGCCUACGCAGGUUUACGCGACCCGAGCAUCUAGGAAGCAGUGCCAAAAUCAAGUGCGGCGGUUGCCAUAGUUACCAGGAGUCCACCAAACAGCUGACGAUGAAGAAGCUCCCCAUCGUAGCGUGUUUCCACCUCAAACGGUUUGAGCACUCUGCGAAACUGCGGAGAAAGAUCACUACAUACGUUUCCUUCCCCCUAGAGUUGGACAUGACGCCCUUCAUGGCAUCCAGUAAAGAGAGCAGAAUGAACGGGCAGUAUCAACAGACGGUUGAUGUAUUAAACAACGACAAUAAGUAUUCCUUGUUCGCUGUGGUCAACCACCAAGGCACAUUAGAGAGUGGCCACUACACCAGCUUCAUCCGCCAGCACAAAGACCAGUGGUUCAAAUGUGAUGAUGCUAUAAUCACCAAGGCCAGCAUUAAGGAUGUACUCGAUAGUGAAGGGUAUCUCUUAUUCUACCAUAAACAGUUCCUCGAGUACGAGUAGUCUUUGUGACCACCGACCGCGAAGAACCACAGCUUCUAACGAGAGAGUCAAGGGCCCCGGGGGGACAGGAUGAAACACAAACACACAAACCUACCUGAAACUCUAUGACUACCAGUCUUUGCUCCUCCAGCUGUGGAGGACAAAAACAAAAAGACGUGUGAGAUCAUGCAACCUUUCAAAAGAAAAGAAAAAACACACAAAAAAAAAAGCACUGAGCUACUUCUUGGCAUCUACUUGACAAAACUGAAUGAAGAGCAGAGAUGGAGGAAGAGAGGAAGAGGCCCACCCCCCCCCCCCCCCCCACACACACACACACACACACACACACACACACACUUCAUUUCUCUCCCAUGGUGCUCUCGUUUCAACUGACCAAGCAUUUUACUUGAUGGAAGACAGUUUCUGUCAUAUGCAUAUGGAACUGAACACACAAAAUAAGAACAAGAAUAGAAUCGUGAGGAACUUCUUAUGAACUUUGCAAAUGGACAUUUUUUUUUUUUAAAGGUAUGGUUAUGAUUCUUAUCAUUUGUGAAUUUUUGUUAUGAAAUACUGUAUGAAUAAUAGUAUACAUCUAUUUUUUAAAGAGCAAAAAAAAAAAAAAAGAAGAAGAAAACAUGGGAGAGCUUAGAGACGCUGCCUUUGCCAGUUGCUGGGGAAGUGCUGCCAUGGAAACUAAGCAGAUUUGGACCCGAGUGUGCUCAUGUUCAUUAUAUAUUGUGUUGAUUGUUUUAUUUUUACGUCUGGUUGAGGGCAGGGAAUAUCUAUUUUUUUUAGCAACUCAUUCAAUUUUUGUUUACCGCUCUUUUCAGUGUCUUUUAUCUUUUUUUCAGUACAGUCACGUGUCCCUCGCUGUCCUGGUACUGGAAAUGUUUGUUUUUUUUUGGACGUAUUAUACUUUCAUUCUUGUGGAAUUGUUGGUAUGGUGAUGGUUAAAUUGGCUCACAUUUGCUGUUUAUGAAUUUGUAUGUUGAAUGUGAGCUUUGGGUUUCAUACGGCAUUCUGAAGAGAAGACUUGAUACAUGAGGUCCUGUACUAUGUGAGACUGUUGUGGUCUCUCUAGAACACCUUGAAUGCUCUGUGCAACAAAAAAAAAAAAAAGACGACAAAAAGCCCGUUUAACAACACUGCAUGCGACCGGGCUCUCAUGAUCUUAUAAGAUGUGAAAUAUUGCCCUCAGUAAUGCCUCGAGGCCUGCUGCCCAUCAUGAUUUUUGUUCUGGGAGGGUGAUCAUGUGACAUGUAUAGAGGGUGAACCGUAUUGCACGUGUACGGGCGCUGUGCUACCACAGCCUGGCUCUGAAUCCAUCAGUGUUAAUCUUCUCCAUGGCAACUGUGUGGCUGGUGUCGAGCGGUGUGGUGCGUCUUGCCUCUGCAGUGCAGUAAACCCAGUGCUCUAUUCAAUCAGUAUGCUGUCAGACUUUAGAUAAUGCACAUACACAUCAGGGUGUUGUGGUCUGUUUUGUUUGAAUAUCACUGAUUGUGUAUGUAUUAAAAAAAAAAAAAAAAAAAAAAAAAAUACUGAAUAAAAAAAAUAAAAUAUUCACUCAUGUAUAAGAUGAGGGCCCUAACCUAUCACAGUAAUGCCACAUUAAAAACAAAACAACAAAAAAAACACAACCCCUGGUUGUUUAGCUGCUCUGUGAUUGAGAACAAACAUGCAUAUCCUUCGGUCUGCUGCAGAACCUCAGCUAGAGGGCAACAGCGGGGUUUUUUUUUUUUGUUUUUUUUUUUUCGAAACCGUGAAAUCAAAGACUUGUGAAAUGGUCGCACUUUGGUUUUGGUGUAUCAUGGAGCAGUUUAAGGCCACCCGAGGACUUUCAGGGACGCAGCUGAAACGAGAAGGAAGAGGAGAGCUUCAUUAUCUGUUUCAGUGAUUAAACUCAGAACAAAACUGGA
Anarrhichthys ocellatus (wolf-eel) is the source of this 5540-nucleotide messenger RNA. Its product is annotated as ubiquitin carboxyl-terminal hydrolase 22. The record is from RefSeq and is a predicted model, not a curated record. The transcript is spliced from 13 exons. Gene Ontology annotation, biological process: protein deubiquitination. The coding region runs from base 2251 to 3645 and encodes 464 amino acids. Gene Ontology annotation, molecular function: cysteine-type deubiquitinase activity; zinc ion binding. Lineage: Eukaryota; Metazoa; Chordata; Actinopteri; Perciformes; Anarhichadidae.